AUGAGAUUCACGAACAGCAUCAGCUGGGCAGCAGUGGCCCUCUGUGCCUCUACGACCUCAGCUUUACAAGUCAAUACCGACACCACCAGCAGUGGUGACGGUGGUACCAAUUACAUCAGCGAUGGUCUUUUCAUCGAGCCCGAUGUGUACUUCCUUGUCACCAGCUCCUCUUCUACGAGAAUUGGCGGUGACAUCAACAACAAGGGUGAAUUCUUUGUCGAGUCCCAGGACGGUCUUACCGCCAGUGUGACGCUUUCUUCCGGAAGUCUUGACAACUCUGGUGACAUUAUCUUCAACGGCACCAACUCGGUUUUCGGCACCUACUACAACUUGGAGGCCUCCAAGGACUUCAUCAACAGCGGUAACAUCUGGUUGCAGUUGAAGGACUCCAACAUUUUCUCGCCCAUCUCGCUUACCAGUGGUAACCUCUUCAGCUCGGGCACCUGGGAAAACACCGGAAGAAUCCACUUGAUCCAGGAGCAGGGCUCCCCAUCCACGGUGACCAUCACCGCCAACUCGGGCGAGGUCACCAACGACGGUACCAUCUGUCUUGAGAACAUCAACUGGUCUCAGUCUGUCAGCAUCGAAGGUGAGGGAUGUGUCAAUGUUGGUGACGACGCUGUCAUGACUCUUGCUACCUUCGGCUACACCACCAACGAGAACCAGAUGUUCUACCUCGCCGCCUCCAACUCGCUGGUUUUGGUCACCUUGGACGCCAACAACGAGGGCCAGAGAACCUACACCGUCGGUGGUUUCGGUAACGGCAACAAGAUCAGAACCAACCUCGGUUUCAACGACUGGUCCUACUCCGACGACACCUUGUCUCUCAUUGGUCUUUUCGAGCUCUCCAAGAUCAACAUCAAGAUCGGCGAGGGCUACGAGCUCAGCGACUUCAGAACCAGCAGCGGUGGAAGCAGUGGCACUUACAUCUCCUACACUGGAGCUGUUCCAGCCGGCGGUCCUCCAGACAAGUGUUUGUGUGCUGACCCUCCAGAGGAGCCCUCAGAGACCAGUGCUGCUUCUUCUGCCACUGACCCAGCUUCUUCUGAGCCUGAGUCUUCUACUACCCUGCCAGACGACGAGACUACUUCUUCUGCUGACAACGGCGAUGAUGUUACUACUACUUUCGAGACCACCGAUUCUGACGGCAACCCUACUACUGAGUCUGGUGUGGUAAGCACCGGAACUGACUCAAACGGCGACCCAACUUCUUCGACCUCUACGUUCCCUGGUGACGGUGACGAUGGAGACGACGGAAUCACAACCACCUUUGAGACUACGGAUUCCGAUGGUAAUCCUACCACUGAGUCUGGCGUUGUCUCUACUGGAACUGACCUGAAUGGAGACCCAACUUCUUCGACCUCUACGUUCCCAGGCGAUGGAGACGAUGGAGACGACGGAAUCACUACUACUUUCGAAACGACCGACUCGGACGGAAACCCAACCACCGAGUCUGGCGUUGUUUCUACCGGUACCGACUCGAAUGGAGACCCAACCUCCUCUACCUCUACGUUCCCAGGCGAUGGAGACGAUGGAGAUGAUGGAGUUACAACCACCUUUGAAACCACUGAUUCUGACGGAAACCCAACCACGGAGUCUGGUGUGGUAAGCACUGGAACGGACUCCAACGGUGACCCAACUUCUUCGACUUCUACGUUCCCUGGUGACGGUGACGACAACGACAAUGAAGCUACUACCACCUUCGAGACUACCGAUUCCGACGGUAACCCCACCACCGAGUCUGGCGUUGUUUCCACAGGAACCGAUUCCAACGGUGACCCAACAUCUUCCACCUCCCUUUUCCCAGGUGACGGAGACGACGGUGCCACCACCACCUUUGAAACCACCGACUCCGACGGCAACCCUACUACCGAAUCCGGUGUGGUCUCCACGGGCACUGACUCCGAUGGAAACCCUACCUCGUCCACUUCCCUUUUCCCUGGAGAUGGUGAUGACGGUGCCACGACCACUUUCGAGACCACUGACUCUGACGGUAACCCUACCACUGAAUCCGGCGUGAUCAAGACCGACACCGACGCCGACGGCAACCCCACCACCUCCACCUCCUUGUUCCCAGGCGACGACGACGGAAAAACCACCACUUUCGAAACCACCGAUGCCGACGGAAACCCCACCACCCAGUCCGGCAUCAUCGGCGUCUCCACCGACUCCAACGGCGACUGGCAGACCUCCACCUCCUUGUUGCCAGACGAAAACGAACACACCACCUCCUGGACCACCACGGACUCCGACGGAAACCCAGUCACCACCUCCGGCGUGGUCAAGGAAACCACCGACGCCGACGGAAACUUGAUCACCACCACCUGCGAUCUCGACCCUACCGAGUACACCACCACCGUCUGUGACACCGACGAUGCGGGCGAGGUCCACACCAAGACGGUGUAUGUGUGUGACACUUCUGACGAGGCUGGUUCCAAGUCCAAGGUCACCGGUGCCAUUGUCAAGACCACCAUCCACGGCGUGGUCACUCAGUACACCACCUACUGUCCUCCAGCCAGCACCCAUGUGUCUGAGCACGAGACGGUGGAGCACGGCAAGACCAGAACCAUCACCAAGACCGAGAUUGUCGAGGUCGACGUUUGGGGCCACAAGCACACUUCUUCUGUGGCAGGCGAGCCUUCGGUGGUGACUUCUAGUGCUGUUGCCUAUGAGACCAAGGAGGGCGGUGCAUCUUCUGCUCCAGCUGCCUCCAGAAUCAGCACCUACGAGGGUGGAGCUGGCUCGCCAUUCUUGAGCCUUGGCUUGGCCUUCCCUCUUGGCCUUUUGGCUCUUCUUUAA
Molecule: messenger RNA, 2799 nt
Organism: Candidozyma duobushaemuli
Lineage: Eukaryota; Fungi; Ascomycota; Pichiomycetes; Serinales; Metschnikowiaceae
Exons: 1
Coding region: 1-2799 (932 amino acids)
Source: RefSeq, a predicted model, not a curated record